This is a messenger RNA of Pieris brassicae (large cabbage white), 3166 nucleotides long. RefSeq names its product zinc finger protein 423 homolog (gene L). The record is from RefSeq and is a predicted model, not a curated record. The coding region runs from base 1 to 2886 and encodes 961 amino acids. Lineage: Eukaryota; Metazoa; Arthropoda; Insecta; Lepidoptera; Pieridae. Gene Ontology annotation, cellular component: nucleus. The transcript is spliced from 11 exons.
AUGUCCAGGCGAAAGCAGGCAAAACCGAGGUCUCUUAAACCUGAUGAAGACGACUGGCCAGGAGGAACAUUGGAUGGUGUUGAUAAUGAUGUCGAAGAAAGAACAAAAGCAAAAGCCUGUGGUAGCGGCGAACAAGAAGUAUCCAAUGAAAGUGAGGUAGCAGCCGACUCGGACCACGAUGAAGAAAUAUUUGAUGAUAUAGAAGAUGAUUGUCCAAAUAAAUCUUCGGAAGCACUGGACUUAGGAGUAGCAGAUGAAGAUAUCAAAUCAGAAAGCCGAGACAGUUUCGAAUCUGAGGCACUGGGCAGCGUAGGUAGCGCAGCAGCAAGCUCUUGGCCAUCCUCCACACCGGAACCAUCACCUUCUCCAACCUCUACACCAACAUCUGCUGACGCUGCUGAUCCUGAAGCCGAAGGAGAUCCACCCUUUACGCUCGGCGCAACUGAGCACACGCCCUACCAGUGUCAGUUCUGUGAUAAGGCGUUUCCCAGGCUGUCCUACUUAAAGAAACAUGAACAGACUCAUUCGGAUCAAAUGCCGUUUCGUUGCGAAUUCUGCGCAAGAUUAUUCAAACACAAGAGGUCCCGGGAUCGCCACGUCAAGUUGCACACUGGUGACAGAAAGUAUCGUUGCGCACAUUGCGAAUCUGCAUUCUCGCGAAGUGAUCACCUGAAAAUUCAUAUGAAAACUCACGACAACCAAAAGCCAUUCCAAUGUACGGUGUGCAAUCGGGGGUACAAUACAGCGGCAGCUCUGACCUCUCACAUGCAGGGUCACAAGAGAGACAGAGAUGGGCGGGAGGUUGACCGUAAAAGGGCACUGAGAUGUAUCCGAUGUGGAGAAACAUUCCGACGGCCAGAUAUGUUACAAGCGCACAUGACGACAGCGCACGGUAACAUGACUCCACCUCGCCGAGUCGCGUCGCAACCACCACCAACUCUCCUAGCUUGCAUUUAUUGCACACGUGACUCCUUUACUAGCAUGGAGCAACUGCAACUUCACGUACGCUCAUCACACUCAGCACUGUUAAAUGGUGAAAGCCCUGUAGAUCAACCAGCCCCUACAGAUCUCAGCCAACGCGGGUCCGACGAAACGCCUCCAAUGAAAAGGCCACGAUCAAGUGCAAGUGUAAUUCCGCAAACGGUAUUAUCACCAAGCACUUUGUUGUGCAAUCAAUGCGACGCUGCAUUGCCCGAUUUUGAAGCCUUCCGCGCACAUUUGAAAGGACACCUCGAAGAAGGAAACGAUAUAAGUAAAUCAGGACCCACGCCAUGUUUGCAUUGUGGCGCUACAUUCACAGACCCGGUGGCAUCAGAAAGGCAUUUGGCAGCUCAUUACUUAGCGGUGUCUUGCGAGUACACGUGUAAUAGUUGCUCCCGAAGUUUUUCAACACCGGAUGAUUUACAGAAACACUUAUUUGAACAUCAUGCACACAGUCUAUACCGUUGCACCCUGUGUAAGGAAGUCUUCGAAUCCAAAGUUGCCAUUCAGGUCCACUUUGCAGUAGCACAUAGUGGGGAAAGCAAAAUUUGGGUUUGCCGUUCAUGUGGCACCAAUGGUGGGGCUUUGCGGUCAGAAGCAGAAUGUACUGCUCACGUACGAAAUAGGCAUGCUGCAGCAAGAUGUGCAUGUGGGGCUGUGCUGGCUGGAGCCAGGGCCUUAAGAGAACACGCAGCAGCCCAUCAUACGUAUAGAUGCCCUGUACCGACCUGUUCUGAUACUUUUGCCGUUCAGUACUUGCUAGAGCGACACAUGCAAGUCCAUCAUGCUAUUCCUCAGGAUUUAAAUGGUGACUUAUCGAGAAAGCGUUCUGAAAAUAACAACGCUGUAGAAGAGACAUGUUCGCCAUGUCACACAGUCGAAAAUCAAGGAACGGAAGAUCGUCGUCGUAAGAAUGGGGCUGUGGCAUUACAAUGUGCAUAUUGCGGGGAGCGAACUCGAAGUCGAGCCGAACUUGAAGCCCAUACGAGGGCUCAUUCUGGAACAACUGUUGCGAGACACAAGUGCCUGAUUUGUGACGAAGUAUUACCUUCCGCUGCCGUGCUUGCUGAACAUAAGCUCACACACUGCAAGGUGGUUGCCGGUGACACCUGUGCGAGAUGCCGUUCAAGGCUACCCUCUGAAGAGGCCUUCUUAACUCAUAUGGCUCGGCAUCAUCCUAGUUUACCUGCUCCUUGUAUUAUAUGCAGACAGACUUUAGCUUCAGAACCAGAGGCACGUCUACACGCAAGAUUCCAUUUACGACCCAAUGAAGAUGAGCAAAGGUGCGCUAUUUGUUUAAAAACCCUAUCAGAGAGUGAGGCCGGUGAAGGUGUGAGAGCCUGUUCCUCAUGUUAUGCAAGGCAUGCUGCGCCAAGGCCUCCUCCGCCGUCAGAUAAUGACUGUAGACUUUGUCGGCGAGCCUUAGAGUCUCCUACUCGUCUUCAAACACAUCUUAUUGAACAUACCUUCGCUGGCAUUGGUUCUUUCAGUUGUUACCUUUGUUCUGCUGUGUUCACGAGUGCAGCUGGUCUUCAAAGGCAUUUGCCAGAACAUCCAGCCGCUACAAGGCCCUAUGAUUGCGGCCGUUGCGGUCUGAAAUUCUUCUUCAGAGCGGAGUUGGAUAAUCAUGCAUUAAUCCACCUCGAGGAAGCUGAAUUAGCUCAAAGAGCAUUCUAUGAAGCGUACGCCAGGGGUGCUGCAUCAGCGUGGGUCGCGCUUCAGUCCGAUACGUCCCCUAAAAUUUUGUCUUCACCAGUUGCCGAAGUUCAAGUUAAACAAGAGAGUGAGGUUAAAGAGGAGAAGAAUGAUGAAUAUAUUGAAGUAUCUUCUCCACCUCCUAUUCCGCCAACGUCCACAGAAUCUUUAUCGCCUAUAGUGAAACAAGAAAAACCUGAUGAGGAAUAAAAUCGUGCAUGGAGUAUAUGUCAAACACAUGAAACAAAUAAGUGUAAUAGAUAUUAAGAUUUAGUACAUACAUAUAUAGCUAUGAAUGAUAUCGUCCUUCGUGGGCCAGGCUCCCGCUGCAAUACUAGAUGACGUCCUAGGUAUAUUCUAGUUAAUUGAACUGUUAAUGUUAAUUCUUAACUAUAUUUUGUUAUUGAGCGUUUAGAACGCCAUAUACGUUAGUAUAUACAAGUAAUCUUAGUAGAUUUCGUCUUUUUAAUUUCGCCUCAAACGUGUUUUA